Messenger RNA from Exophiala dermatitidis NIH/UT8656, 1185 nucleotides. RefSeq lists its product as uncharacterized. The coding region runs from base 1 to 1185 and encodes 394 amino acids. Gene Ontology annotation, cellular component: nuclear membrane complex Bqt3-Bqt4. The record is from RefSeq and is a predicted model, not a curated record. Gene Ontology annotation, biological process: mitotic telomere tethering at nuclear periphery; meiotic attachment of telomere to nuclear envelope. The transcript has 4 exons. Gene Ontology annotation, molecular function: DNA binding. Lineage: Eukaryota; Fungi; Ascomycota; Eurotiomycetes; Chaetothyriales; Herpotrichiellaceae.
AUGCGAUCCUUACCAGAAAGACGAAAUCCAUUGAUCGCGCCUGGUGUGGCGCCAUCCUAUGAAGAGUUGGUCAAUAGAAGAAGGCUGGGUAAGACGAAGUUGACGGUGAAGCCUGGUCAAAUCGGGACAUCCAAUGCGACCAAGGCGGAGAACUUGGGGCCAUUCGAAUACGCACACCUGCGCGCGCCUCUGCCGGAAGAUCUCACAGGGUCCGAGAUCUUUUCUCCUCCGCAGAAUCAACCUCCACGCGAAGGGUAUUUCCUCAUGCGGAGAAGCAAGGACGGCUUUGUGAGCGCGACUGGCAUGUUCAAGAUCGCAUUCCCCUGGGCAGCGCAUGCAGAGGAAAAGGAAGAGCGCGACUACCUCAAGAGUCUUGAUGCGACAAGCCAGGACGAAGUCGCCGGCAACAUUUGGGUCACCCCGGAAUUCGCCCUCCAACUCGCCGAAGAAUAUGGCCUCACCGAAUGGAUUCGUGCGCUACUGGACCCAGCCGAGCUUGCUCAAACGCCUUCAAGCUCCAAGAAACCGAUUGCGGCUCCUCCCCGGUUCGAAUUCCCCGAAGACAAGACCAGACUGGCACCUCCCACCAAGACCCCUCGUUCUCGGGCGACAAGAUCAGUCUCUCCUAGCAAGGUAGGGAGCGAGAUGAAGAAGCAGGCCUCGCCGCGAAAGAGGCAAACAAAGGCGCAGAAGGAAGCGAAUCUUGCCCACGCCAAUGCCGCAAGCGCAACUCUGCAGUCUGCGCUGGACGAUGCCGCCUCUGUCGCGGACACGGAGCCCAAAACCGAAUCACCACAGCUCUCCACUGAGCCCGCCACCGACGGGGAGAAGGUGAAGGUUCAAGUGGAGGAAUCUGUGGAGGUCGACGGCACAACCGAAACCACUCAUACAAAUGUGACCGUGGAGAUGCCGCCCGGCUCGCCUGAGCUACCAUUACCCGAGGAUACAGAAAAGAUGUUGGAGACGGCAAGAAGGAUGGUACAGGAAGCCAAAGCCCUGGAAGAUUCUCCGAAAGUGUCUAGGAAACGCAAGGCCCCCGAACCCGAAUCAGAACCAUCCGAUGUCGACCAAGAACCCUCUGAACAGCCGGCAAAGAGAGCAAGGCUACUGGAGGAAAAGCUGAAGAAAGAAAAAGUGAGAAACAGGGCGGUCUUGGGUCUGACAGCAACACUGGCUAUUGCGUAA